Anopheles merus is the source of this 6625-nucleotide messenger RNA. RefSeq lists its product as uncharacterized. The transcript is spliced from 11 exons. Gene Ontology annotation, biological process: protein dephosphorylation. Gene Ontology annotation, molecular function: protein phosphatase regulator activity; protein binding. The record is from RefSeq and is a predicted model, not a curated record. The coding region runs from base 156 to 5237 and encodes 1693 amino acids. Lineage: Eukaryota; Metazoa; Arthropoda; Insecta; Diptera; Culicidae.
CCCGAUUCUGGUCGUGCGGGUGCAAAACUGUGUACACACAGAUAGGUUCGAAAAAUGCGAAAAAUCGAUCAUGUGUGCCAAACGAUAGUGUUAUACAACGAUAUACAUUGACUGACUCACAAUGCCCCUAAUGCUAUAAGUGAUCCCAAUAAGCCAUGCAAAGCAUGUCCUUCGCACACAAGCGGAGGGCCUCCGCGCGCGGUCUUUUAGUGGGGCAACCGAACAGCUCCGCCAACACAAUAAAUGAGGACGACUAUCACCACCAUUCUUCACCGUUUUUGUCGAUGGACGGCAGUGCCGAAACCGGCACCGAUAGGUACGCCGCAAUAAUAUCCGCCAUUGCGGCAACCGAACAGCAGGAGCUGGAGCGCUGCAACGAGCGCAACCGGUGCGUGGGACCGCCAGAUGAAAGCGCGCUCGAUCACAAGUUCGACCGGCUGUUGUCGGAAGUGCACGGUCUGCGAGAUCAAAUCGGCGAUCGGAUCGAGACGCUCAACCGACGGCUGACCCAAACCAACCGCCUCUUCCUGGCGCAUCAGGACUAUGGGCAGCGAUCGAACCGGGCCGGCGAUCUGUUGCUGAUCGGUGUGCCGACCACCGUCCAGGGCGAAGGGCUCCGCGAGUGUUACGUGCGCAUUGCCCGCCGUCUCGGAUACGCGGAAAGUGAAAUCCCGAUCGUACACAUACGCCGGCUGGAGGUGGUGGGAUCGUCCUCCUGUGCGGAUGUGAAACCGUCCCGGUACAGCAUUGCUGUGCUAGACAACAUUGCAAGGACGCGGGCUGGAAAGCAGGCACGGACCGGGUCGAUCGAACCUUCCGUCCAGCCACCGGCUGUGCAUGUGCAGUUUGUGUUUCGAAACGCGCGCAACGAGUUCUAUCGCCGGUACCAGGAGGGUGGCCGGGCAGGGACGGGACUGGCGCUGCAGGAUUUAGGCUACGGUGGUGCGGACGGCCGAGUGUACGUGAGUGAAAAUCUGACCCGCGGGAAUGUUAGCCUGAAGGCUGAAGCAAUGCGGCUGAAGCGGGACGGAAAAAUCAAGAGUGUGUUCACGGUAAAUGGACAGAUCUACGUCAAGCGUACGGUGGACCAUCGGCCGGAGCUGGUCACGAGCAGUGUCGAUCUGUUGCUGCUAGAUGAAACGAAGAUGAAAGCAAACAAAGAUUGCUAUCCGCGUGUACUGGAGCACAUCAUCAACACACAGUCACCGCAGGUACUGUGCCGAGAUUACAAGGAGAUUCUGGGCACGCUAGACAUCAUCUCCACCGAUCCAGAUGAAUCCGUACGGCUGUAUUUGGCCUGCUGGUUGCAGAAGUACUGCGCGAGCUGGUUUGACCGAGACCAGGACCAGCAGAGCAUAUUCAGCAAAGCGUUCCUGGAGAAGAUACUGCAGAUCAUCGUCCGUUACCUAACAGACGAACCGAAUGUUCGUGCAUCGACAUUCGAAUCGCUGACGUAUCUGAUCGAGAAAGGCUACCUGGACCGGGCGACCACGAUCAAGCUGAACAUCGUCGAGGAGCUGGUCAGCAAGCCGAUCAACGAGCAGUUUAUGGACAUGUGUACCAACUACAUCCAUCUGAUGGUGAAGAUUGCCCCGCUGGUGGGAUGCGCCAAGACGCACGAGCUCCUGUACACCCGGUUCGUGAAAAUGUGUACCUGCAAGAUCAACUUCGUCCGCAAGGAGUGUGCCACCGCCUUUCCGGUGAUGUGCGAAGUCCUGGGCAACGAGGUGUUCGAGAAAAAUUUGCUGCCAAUAUUCAUGAAGCUGUGCGAGGACGAAAUCUGGACCGUGCGCAAGGCGUGCGCCGAGGUGAUGCCGUUCAUAGCGCUGCUCUGUACGCUCGAGAAGCGGCGCAAGGUGCUGGUGCCGGCGUACAAGAAAUUCAUGUUCGACACAAGCCUGUGGGUGAUCAAGGCGGCGCUAAAGAAUCUGGGCCGAUUUUUGGCAACGUUCGCGCAGCUGCAAAUACUCGGCCUCGCGUACAACAGCAGCCUCGAGCUGUCGAUAACGAACGCGGCCGACGAAGCGUUCCAGGAGCUGAUGGGCAAUGCGCGACAACUCGCAACCGGCAGUCAGCAGCCGGCGGCGAGUGUGCUGCUGAAAAACUACGAAUCGUACGAGCAACGGUUCAAGGACUCAAUCCAACGGCACGCUCUCCUCUCGCUCGUCAAGUCGGCGGACGAUGAAAGCCCGGCUUCGUGGAAGGCGACCUCCCCGCGCUCGGAAGAUUGCAUCAACGUGGCGGCCUACCUGGCCUCGGUAGUUUUCGUGGAGGAGCAUCUGUCCCAGCGGCAGUCGACGGGCUCGACGUCGGACGAUGGCGGUGGUGGCAUUUCGAAGCUUACCGACCUGUUCUUCGUCCGCCACAAGUCGCUGUCCUCGAGCUCGUCGAUCGCGUCCACGUCGCCGACACCGUCCCCGCUGUACCGGGCCAACCAGAGCUACGACGAGAAGAACCCGCUCAACCGCUUCAUGCGCUACUGCUCCCCGCUCAAGAACAACUUCGAGCACGCGUUCGCCAACCCGUCCGGGAGCGAUGGGGGCGACCAGGGCGGUGGUAGCGAUGCGUUCGAUAACCACGGCCACUGGGACUCGGAGGACGACAACUUCGGGUCGAACCAUCUGCCGGACCUGAGUCUGGCCGGGGUGGACGUUGAGGCGGGCGAGGGCGGCGGUAGUGGCGUGAUUUACGACAGCGAUAACCCAAAGCAUCAGCAGGCGGACGGCGGUGGUGGCGGAGCGGGCGGGUUGGACUUUAUCAUGGAGGCGGGUGCGGAGGAGGACGAGAAUGCUAUCGACGAGUGCUUCAACUCGCACCAGUUCUGGUACAUCAGCCCGGGGCUGGCGCUGGAUCUGGAGUUCAUUGACAAGGAGGAAACGGGCACGGCCGGCGAUGAGGCGUCCGAUGCGAGCAACAACAACGUUCGGGAGCGCAACGAGCGGCGCAGCAGCAGGGUGGUGGAGGCGAAGGCGGCGCCACUCGCAGCGGCAACGGCGACCGAUGACAGCAAGAACAAUAAUUUGACCCAGCAGCAAGCCGGCGGCGGCAGCACUGGCAGCGGUAACACUGAGUCGUCGCCAACGGCUGCCACUGGCGGCGAGACGGGCCCGUCCUCUGCCGCCAUGGUAGUGGAGGAUAACGAGAACCAAAAUGACAGUGACUCGAGCUACGGCAGCAUCAACAACAACGAGACCGACAACAACAAGCUGAUCUACAUGUACGAGGAUCUGCUGCCGUCCCAAUCUCAAUCGUCGGCGGCAGCAGCAGCAGCGGCCAACAGCAGCAAUAACAAUGCCGGCCCCGGCACCGCGGCAGGAGCAGCAUCGGGUGGGGCGGGCAGUAGCAGCAGCACCGUGACGCCCACCAUGACGACGGUGGAACGGAUCCGGGCGGCCGAGCAGCUCAAGACGCUGAUCCGCUGGGAGAAUGAGGAGGUCGAGUGGAACCUGCUGGAGGACUUCCUGCACAUGAAGAACGUCAACAUGGAGCUGUGCCAGGACUGUGCGUACAACUUCCCGGCCGUGGUGCUCACCUUCGGCGAAAAGUUUUGGCCCAUCCUUAGCCGCUACUUCUUCGACCUGUGCGGGGACGUGCAGGACUCGGUGCGGCGCACGAUGGCCGCCUCGAUCAGCAAGAUCGCGCUCAUCAUCGGGCGGGAGCAGGCUACGCGCGACCUGGUGCCGUCGUACACCGAGUUCCUGCUCGAUUCGGACGACAUCAAGUUCGAGGUGGUGCGCACGCUGGCCGAGUUUCUGCGCGUGAUCGAUGCGUGCGAGCACGAAACGCUGAUGAACCAUCUCGGCAUGUGUCUGCAGCCGCCGCUCAGCAUGAUGAACUGGCGCUUCCGCGAGCUGGUCGGGCAGCAGAUCAUGGAGCUGGCCCGGAUGCAUACCGCCAUCCGGAAGGAGAACUGUCUGCUCUUCCUGACCGGGCUGUCAAUGCGGCUCAUGCUGGACAAGUACGACAGCGUCCGGAAGGCUGGCAUCGAUGCGUUUGUCGAAUGCAGCCACGAGUUCCAGCAAAAUGACAAGGUGUUCGAGUUUUUCAAUAAGCACUUUGCCUCCUACAGCAACUGGCGUCGCCGUCAGACGUAUGUGAUAGCGGCUGGAAAAAUGCUCGAGACUGAUCGCGUCGAAGUAAAAAUCUUCCGCAAACAUGUGUUCAACAAUGUACUCAAAUUGGCCGACGACGCGGUGCCGAACGUUAGAAUACAAGUCGCCAAGUGCCUCAAGGAAAUUAUUGCUCCCCAUCCCAACUUUGCGAACGAUCCGCAGGUCGAACCGACGCUGCAAAAGCUGCGCACCGAUAAAGAUUGCGACGUGCGGGGCCACAUAGACGGCUACCGGAGCCUGGAGGAGGAGAUGGCGGCCGGCGGUGGGUGCGGUGGUUCGGGCGCUUCCAACGCCAGCACAAUGAUGAUGACCUCGGGCGACAGUGAAUCGCACCACGAGUCGUCGUCGUCGUCGUCACCAUCGCCGUCGCCGUCCCCUUCGGCGGCCCGUUCGCUGACCAAUUCGUCCGUUUCUUUGCGCCUGUCGUACGCGGAGGCCACGAGUGGCUUUUCCUCGCUGAUGCUGGACGAUCAGCAGUUCUAUUCCGGUGAGCAGCAGCAGCAUCAGCGUCAUCAGCGACAGCAACAGGCCGACGAGGAACGCGAGCUGAAAGAUGGGGAAGGAGAGGAGGUGCAGCUUGCUGCUGCUGGCGGCAUCGGUGCGUGCUCGUCCGAGCGUGGUGUCGAUGUAGCGAAUGUGGAAAUGCAUGGCGGAGCAGGAGCGGGGAUGGUAGAGCGAAACAACGACCACGACAACGACGAGGACGACGAGUGUGGCGAGGAGGCGAUCGAGCAACCGACCUCUUCCAUGUCGACCGACGACGAUGCGGCCUACUGCUCCGAGAUGGAAACGUCCUCGGCCGUCUCCACACCGUCGGCCGCACCGGCCGCGACACUGGCGACCAUUCCAUCGCAGAAUGUACCAUUAGCGAGCGGCAGUAACAGCAGCAGCAGCAGCAGCAGUCAGGUCGUGCCAUCGUCCAACAGCAUCGCAGACGACCUGUCCUCGGAUCUUGUGAACGGCGAGAGCGUACCGACGACGCCUCCCUCCCCCACCACUGCUGGCACUGGUGGCAGUGCAGCGCCGAAGAAGGGCGCCGACAGCAACGGUGGCAACAGCAGCAGCAAUAGCACACCCAAGAUGCGCGAUAACUUCUUCAAGCGACGCUCCAAAGGCAAGAAGUAACUCGCUUUUUGCGGGCACGGGCCUGAAGAAUGCUUGGGAGCGCGCUUGCACCCGUACCCAGCACCGUUUGGUCGAAACGCCGCCCUCCCGCCAGCCAGCCAGCCAGCCUUCCCCCCACACAAACCAGCUAUUAAUACUUAGUUGCUGCAGAGCGUAAUGAUAAGUGCGCUGGAGGGAGGAUGAGGGCCGCGCACAGAGGACGACUGCUGCGGAUUUUUAGGCCGAUUGUUAAUACUAUUAAUACUACUACUACUACUCUUAAUACUACUACAAAAACAAAAAACCCGCUGUCAUUACUUCCUCUUACAACAAGAAAAAAAGCAAAGAUCAAGCUUCUGGUGUAUUAGCAAUUUAUGAGUUUUUGUUUUAAUUGAAUAUAGAGCGAACAAUUCUUCCUCGCGUUCCCCCGAUUGACCACCGAUAGGAAAUGGGAUGAAAAAAACAAACAAACAAACAGAAAACCAUACAAAAGUGUGUAGGCAUCGAUUCCCAGCUAAACGCGCGCACUCACACGCAUGCAUACACGUGCACGGUAGCGUUCAAAUUCGAUUACACCUCCGUUUAGUAGUAGGAUACGAUCGCACGUGACGUGCCGCGCACACAGAGAGGUUAGGUUUUGUUAAUUUGCUGUGUGCUACUACUGUUUCAUCUUGCUCUUACUUUUUAAACUAUUACAACUGCACCAGUGUGUACAUUACCUGUGCGCGCGUGUGUGUGUGUGUUCGCGGCUAUUUCGUUUAAUUUAGCAUAAAUGUAUCCCUAUUAUUGAACCACACGACGAACCUGCUAAGAAAAGGGAUGCGGCGCAACACAUUGUGAGCAGGCGCGAGAGGAAAAUACAAAGAAUCGUUCAACCUUUUUUCCCCCAAUCCACCGUUUGUUGUCUUUUUUUUUAAUUGUUUUAAAGUAAUUUGCAGCAAAGAGUAAAGAAAAGGCGUGUAGAGUGUAGAGCACGGAACGAUCAUCGUGGACCGCCGGUCAAUAGUUUCGUGAAGCAAAGAGGGCAAAGAGUUGUUAAAUAAUAUCUUAUCAGACACACACAAACACACACAUAGAAACCGGUGUUUCUGUUAUAUCUUUCCAGUAUAAAAUUCUAGUAGCGAAACAGACCGGAACUCAGGCGAAAAAAGCAAAAGCGGCAACACGAUUGAGAGGAAAAAUGGAUAUGAUAGAGGAACAUGCAAAGAAGAUGGGCAGAAGUAGAAUAUGCACACACACACACACACACACACAUGAUAUAGGGCAAGAUAAGGAAAAGGAAAGGAAACGAUGUUUUUUUGGGAUCGAUCGACUGCGAUGUGUAAAGGAGGAAGAGGAAGAAGAAGCGCGAUGUGAUUAAAAACAAACGAAGGAUAAUGAAAAGAGAGAUUGAUGAGAUGUAAAAUCGA